Lactuca saligna is the source of this 408-nucleotide messenger RNA. NCBI's taxonomy places the organism in Eukaryota, Viridiplantae, Streptophyta, Magnoliopsida, Asterales, Asteraceae. The record is from the annotation of a GenBank genome assembly.
AUGACCAUUUUACCCUUAUAUUUGCAUGAAGGGUUGAUUAAAAUUGUGGAAGAAAGUGUAAAGAUUGAUCAAAAUUUGUCCCAAAAUAAGCCGAUUUAUUUUCUUGGAGAAUCUUUUGAUCAUGUGUUCUACCAAUGUGACAGUGGCUCUGGUGUCUUGGGACUUCCCGUGGAUCAUAUUCAACAUUUCAGCUUGUUACCAGGCAGGACAGACAUACGGAUGAAAGUAGAAAUCGCUCAAGAUACAGAGUUUGUGGAGCCACUAGAUGAAGCUUGUAUAUGGCGCCAAACAAGAGGCACCACCGCUGAAACUUUAGGAGCCGAGAACAAAGUUGAAUCCACAGAGAAGUCUUUGUUUGCUAGCUUGGACAAACUUAUAGCGCCUGAUCGUCCAUGCUACUCUUGUUAA